Messenger RNA from Verruconis gallopava, 780 nucleotides. RefSeq lists its product as uncharacterized. The record is from RefSeq and is a predicted model, not a curated record. The transcript has a single exon. The coding region runs from base 1 to 780 and encodes 259 amino acids. Lineage: Eukaryota; Fungi; Ascomycota; Dothideomycetes; Venturiales; Sympoventuriaceae.
AUGAGCCACUCGAAGACAUCACCCUAUUCUCGGAAGCUUCAGGCCAAGCCCCUUUCUCUACCGAUCCUUGCGUCGAUAUUUGCCAUGCCGGUAUCACUCGCUACAGCACAAAUAGCUGACAAUGCGACUGCUCCAACAACAACCUUUCAAAGCUCGCUACCUUCCAUGUCUGCGAGCAACGAAGACCCUGUUUCAUCAACUGUUCCCCUUUUUUCGCAACCAUCUAGCAACAAAAACGACCCGGGCAUAUCCGAUCAGAAUGACGACGGCGACGUAGACGACCGCCAUAGCGGGCUUAUAAACUACUACUUCGUUUUCCUAGCGCUAUUUGUCUUCCUUGCCUUCCUCGGCGUCUAUUUCCUUAACCGUCGGAGGCGCGCUCGCAAAUUGGCCUAUCGCAAUUCAGCACAGAAUGCUCUGGCUAGGGAUAUGGACGGGUGGGUGAGCAACGCGAGGAGGUGGCAUUGGAGGAAUGGAUCAAGGAGCGAAAGAGACGAGGGAUUGAACGAGCUCGGUCAGGCUCCACCGGCCUACUCGGCGAAGGCACACAGCAGGGAGCCCUCGGCAGAGGAAGGAAGCAUGACCAAUGAGCUUCAGAUCCCAUUGCCGACCGUAGCGAGAGAAGAGAUAUAUAGGGAUAUGGUCAAGCCCCCAGCUUACAGCGAAGCCAUACGCUUGGACAGCAAUGCCGGCUCAUCUUCAUUAGGUAGAGUCCAGCCAUCGUCUGCUUCUCUGGAAGCAGACGAGAGAAGCCAUGAUGGACCCACUACGCGUUCAUGA